GCUUAGGGUUUUUUUUUUUUUUUCCCCCUUUUUUUUUUAUUUCUCUCCUUUUUUUGGUUUUCGUUCCUGCCCCAAUUCCAAUCGCUCGCAAUCCCUAUCUCUCUCCCUGUCUCCAAUCGAUCGCAAACCUAGGGUUUCUCUGAUCCCCCCAACAAGAUGGCAACGGCUUCAGCUUCUUUUAAGUCUAGAGAGGACCAUCGAAAGCAACUUGAAUUGGAGGAAGCACGCAAAGCUGGUCUUGCCCCUGCUGAGGUCGACGAGGAUGGAAAGGAAAUUAAUCCACAUAUUCCUCAGUACAUGUCAUCUGCACCUUGGUACCUUAAUGCCGAGAAACCGAGCUUGAAGCAUCAAAGAAAAUGGAAAUCUGAUCCAAAUUACUCAAAAUCGUGGUAUGAUCGAGGUGCAAAGAUCUACCAGGCUGAUAAAUAUAGAAAAGGUGCUUGUGAAAACUGUGGAGCAAUGACUCAUGACAAGAAAUCAUGCAUGGACCGACCCCGUAGAGCAGGUGCAAAGUGGACAAACAUGCAUAUUGCCCCUGAUGAGAAAGUGGAGACAUUUGAACUCGAUUACGAUGGCAAACGAGACCGUUGGAAUGGGUUUGAUCCAUCCACUUACUCUCGUGUGAUCGAGCAGUAUGAAGCUAGGGAAGAAGCUAGGAGAAAGUACUUGAAAGAACAGCAGCUGAAAAAGCUGGAAGAGAAGAACAAUAACCAGGAAGUUGAUAGUGCAGUCAGCGAUGAAGAAGAUGACGAGGAUGAAUUCAAGGUGGAUGAGGCUAGGGUUGAUGAGAGCAAACAAAUGGACUUUGCAAAGGUGGAGAAGCGUGUUCGUACUACUGGUGGUGGAAGCACUGGAACUGUUAGGAAUUUGCGUAUUAGAGAAGAUACUGCAAAAUAUCUACUGAACCUUGACGUAAAUUCUGCCUAUUAUGAUCCAAAAACCCGUUCCAUGCGUGAGGAUCCUCUGCCUGAUGCGGAUCCAAAUGAGAAGUUUUAUGAAGGUGAUAACCAAUACCGGGUUAGUGGACAAGCGUUGGAGUUCAAGCAGCUCAAUAUCCAUGCUUGGGAAGCUUUUGAUAAAGGGCAGGAUAUCCACAUGCAAGCUGCCCCGUCUCAAGCAGAAUUACUGUAUAAGAAUUAUAAGGUUAUCAAAGAGAAGUUGAAGUCCAAGACGAAGGAUACCAUUAUGGAGAAGUACGGAAAUGCGGCUUCUGAAGAAGCUCUUCCUCGGGAGCUCCUUCUGGGGCAGAGUGAGAAAGAGAUUGAAUAUGAUCGUGCUGGACGAAUAAUUAAGGGACAGGAGACAUCUCUUCCAAAAAGUAAAUACGAGGAAGAUGUCUACAUUAAUAACCACACCAGUGUGUGGGGUUCGUGGUGGAAAGAUCACCAGUGGGGCUACAAAUGCUGUAGACAGACUAUAAAGAAUAGCUACUGCACGGGCUCAGCAGGAAUUGAGGCUGCUGAAGCGGCCACAGAUUUAAUGAAGGCGAACAUGGCUCGCAAGGAGGCCGCAGAAGACAAACCCGCGCAGAACGAGGAGAAGAGGCUCGCUACAUGGGGAACCGACAUCCCCGACGACUUGGUCUUGGACAAGAAGCUUCUCACAGAAGCUCUGAAGAAAGAGGACGAAAGGAGGAAGGAAGAGAAAGACGAAAGAAAGCGGAAAUAUAACGUUAAAUGGAACGAUGAGGUUACCGCCGAAGAUAUGGAGGCGUACCGCAUGAAGAGGGUCCACCACGACGAUCCGAUGAAGGAUUUCCUCAACUGAUUCCCCUGCGAUCGUUCUUUCCUAUAUAUAUAUAUAAUCAGAGUCUCAGAAUACUCGUGGCUUUCCGCAUGUGCGCCUACCGGGUAAUUGUUUGUUGUGUAUUUUAGAAACGUCGCAGUGCAGUGAUAGUAAUGCUUCUCUCUGCGUCUAUAUGGAAUGGCGAGUAUUCUGCCGCUCAUGCUGCUUUAAGAUUCGAACACCGUACGUGAUAGGGACGGCGUUUUACUCCGAUUUUGUCUUUAGCAAAGACAUUAGAGGAUUGUUACGACCAAAAGAAUAUUUUGCUUGUUCAAAUUCGCGCGAAAAAAGUUUUGGAGUUGUAUGCAAAAUGUCCUACUAAUAAAAAGACAAAUAUAAACACUGCUAGCGAGAAGAAUUUUCCCAA
Ananas comosus (pineapple) is the source of this 2152-nucleotide messenger RNA. RefSeq names its product pre-mRNA-splicing factor SLU7. Gene Ontology annotation, biological process: mRNA splicing, via spliceosome. Gene Ontology annotation, molecular function: pre-mRNA 3'-splice site binding. Gene Ontology annotation, cellular component: spliceosomal complex. NCBI's taxonomy places the organism in Eukaryota, Viridiplantae, Streptophyta, Magnoliopsida, Poales, Bromeliaceae. Bases 157 to 1767 code for a protein of 536 amino acids. The transcript is spliced from 10 exons. The record is from RefSeq and is a predicted model, not a curated record.